Arachis ipaensis is the source of this 1404-nucleotide messenger RNA. RefSeq names its product protein FAR1-RELATED SEQUENCE 5-like. NCBI's taxonomy places the organism in Eukaryota, Viridiplantae, Streptophyta, Magnoliopsida, Fabales, Fabaceae. Gene Ontology annotation, molecular function: zinc ion binding. Gene Ontology annotation, biological process: regulation of DNA-templated transcription. The record is from RefSeq and is a predicted model, not a curated record.
AUGCUGGACAAGGAGAAGGAAAGUUGGGUUAUGUCUAGAUUAGAAUUGAGGCAUUCUCACCCCUGUUCGGCCAAGAAAGCUGUCCACUAUCAUGAGUACAAGGAGUUGACCAUGCAUGCUAAGUGCGUCAUUACGGAUAACAAUGAGGCUGGCAUAAGACCCAACAAGACAUAUCUAGCACUGGCAAACAAGGAGAUCAAUCCCAACUUCUUUUAUGCCAUAGAUGUUGACGAUGCUAAUAAAUUCAGGAGCACACUUUGGGUAGAUGCAAGGUGCAGGGCUUCGUAUGAAUAUUACGGAGAUGUGGUGUCGUUCGACACCACUUACAUAAGAAACAGGCAUGGUCUACCGUUUGCAUCCUUUGUCGGUGUAAACCACCAUGGGAAGUCUACUCUUCUUGGUUGUGCUUUACUUGGGAGCGAGGAGACCGACUUGUAUGCGAAUCAAAGGAAGUGGGUUCCAAUAUUCUUCAAGAGUGAAUUUUGGGCCAGUAUGUGGAGUACACAGCGGAGUGAAAGUAUGCACGUAUUUUACGGUGGGUUUCUGCAUUGCAAGAGUGGGUUGGUUCAGUUUGUGAAUGAAUACGACAAUGUGCUUGGAAACAAUGAGCAAAAGGAGCUGGAAGAUGAUGUUGCGGACUUGAAAGGAGUCAUCCCAUGCAUAGGGAGCACAUGCAUUGAGAGAGAGUUUCAGCAGAAAUACACCAGUAAUAUGUUCAGGAUCCUUCAGCUAGAGGGUGAUUCAAUUUCUGUUAAAGUGGACGAGCAGAAGGUAUUUUGGGAGAAGGCUGUCUACCACACUUUCACAGUAGAGUUUGACCCAUUGGGUCAAAAGGUUCGGUGUGAGUGCAACAAGUUUGAAUCCCCUGGUAUAUUAUGUUGCCACACCUUUGCUGUGUGGUCAUACUAUAGAGUUGGCACAGUACCGAGCUGCUAUGUUCUUCCUCGAUGGAGUAAGAACGUCAUCCGCAAGCACACUUAUAUUAAGAGUAUCCAUGAUGUGGCUCGGACCGAUGAAAGCCACAACCUGUUCAGGCGUUUGUGUUCAGAGUUCUAUAACGUUGCUCAGGAGUUUGUUGCUUGUGAUGAGGAAGCAGCCAUCUUGUGGUCUGCCCUUUGGGACGCAAAGUCCAAGAUGACUGAUUACCGUGCCAGCAUGCGUUCCACUACUUUUGCUGCGACUCAGAAUACCAUCCCACACAGAGCGCAGGCGGUGUUGUUGUACAUGACAUACAGGGACCCUCAAGAGUUAAGACUAAAGGACGGCCGAAGAGAUGUUGUUGACCUUCAUACAGAUAAUGAUCAUGAUGGUUCUGUAACUAAAAGAUUUGAGGAUUCUACUACUUGGAAUGCAUCAGAUGGUUGCGGAUUCAUGUCCCUGUUGAACUCUUUUAGGCAUAGAUAG